This is a messenger RNA of Aureobasidium subglaciale EXF-2481, 1120 nucleotides long. RefSeq lists its product as uncharacterized. NCBI's taxonomy places the organism in Eukaryota, Fungi, Ascomycota, Dothideomycetes, Dothideales, Saccotheciaceae. Bases 338 to 979 code for a protein of 213 amino acids. The transcript has 2 exons. The record is from RefSeq and is a predicted model, not a curated record.
GCUCGUCACUGGUACCCUUAAAGUUGUCGAUGACAGGAGAUCCAAGAUGCUAAGAAGAGGUCUUGUUAGCAUCAUCGACUGCGAUCAGGAAGCAGAUUGGGCCAAAUCACGCAUGAGACUAUCGUUUUGUGGACGUGCGACGUCACGACUCCUGUAUGAUAAGUGAUGGAAAGAGCAUGUUUAGAGCCGCAAGUACAAAUACCAUGUUCUGUUAUUUCCCUUCAUUUCCUUCUGAUGCUCCUCACACAAUUCCAGCCUAUCUCCCGCAGAACAUUUACCAGUCCUUCCGAGACAUCCCAUUCGUCCCACAUCAUCACUCCACCAACAAAUCGCAGCCAUGUCCAGCGUACCCGGAGAAGAGUUUGAAGUUCGUCAGACGAUGACCACUGAGGACAUGACCCCAGACCCGAGCAAGAGUAUCAAGCUCAGUCCUCAGCGCCAGGCUUUGAUCGACGACAUAAUCGCUCUGUAUAGCUGCGAACCAACGAUUAGACGCGUGGAACGUUAUACAGCGGACUGCGUUUAUGACGACCAGUUUGUCUACGCCAAUGACAGAUACAAGAUGGCCGGGCAGUGGUUCGCACUGCCAAAGUUCUUCAAGGAGAGCAAGAACGAGCGUUACGAGAUCAUCAAGAACGACCGGGACUUGAUUCAGUUCAAAAACGAGCAGUCAUGGACCUUCAAGCUGAUCCCCAAGACCGCUACUAUCAACGCGUUGGUGUCACUUUCGCUCGAUCCCGAUACCGUUGAUUCAGACUUCAUCCAAGUCAAAUAUCACAAGGAUCAAGCCAACGACAAGGACUAUUCUCACAAUGGUUUCGGAUUCCAUUUCAAGAAGUUCCAGGCAGAUAACGUUUCCAAGCUCAUGAGCGCCGAUGAGGUCAAGUACUUCGAGAAAGAUAAGGGUGCGGCCAAGGAACCCGUCAAGAAGUACGGCACUGGAGACGAGAAGGGCCAGGCCCCCAUGAAGGAUCUCUAAAUCAGUAAGCCAUGAUGAAGUCUUUACAUACAUAAGGCCUUUACAAGUAAGAGCCACUGGCCUACAUAAUGAUGUGGUAUGGUAAUAUUCUCUAAUGACCUCUACCUCACCUCUCUCUCCACUUGUUUCUUCGUUAGUUCC